Messenger RNA from Maniola jurtina (meadow brown), 1678 nucleotides. RefSeq names its product venom protease-like. The record is from RefSeq and is a predicted model, not a curated record. Lineage: Eukaryota; Metazoa; Arthropoda; Insecta; Lepidoptera; Nymphalidae. The coding region runs from base 357 to 1571 and encodes 404 amino acids. The transcript is spliced from 8 exons. Gene Ontology annotation, molecular function: serine-type endopeptidase activity. Gene Ontology annotation, biological process: proteolysis.
UCGAGCGCACGCACUUAGGUAGCUCUACACAAAAUAAGUUCUUUACUCAUAAGUUAUUUUAUUAUUUAUUGCCGGUAUAGUUUUACUUUUAUACAAUUUUUUUUAGUAUAAGUUAGAACUUUUAAGUAUAAGUGAUAUUUUUUAGUGUAAUUAGAAUUCUUCCCUAACUUCGAAGAGUUUAUUUUAUUAGCAAGUGGUUAAACUUUAUUCACAUGAGAGUUUUUAUAGUUCUAUAAAUUAAUGAUUUUACCGAGGUAGAGUGCAUUAAAUAGAUUUUUUAGAGUAGAUAACCGAUUGAGCAGUAACAAUAAUUACUUAAGUUACUAAAAACUAGUGUGAGACUCUGAUAGCAAGAAAUGGUGCGACUUUUGAUUGUUUUGUGUGUUUGUGUAUUUCAAUUUGUGUUUACUCAAUUUGUGCCUGAAGACCAAUGUGAAACAGUGGACAAGACCCUUGGGUCCUGUCUUAACAUAAAGUUGUGUGAGCCGUACUUAAAAGUUUUGGAAAAUUUCGGUUCCAGACCAGAAGUCCAAGACUUUCUGAGGAAAACAACCUGUGGCUUCGAAGGCACUACUCCUAAGGUAUGCUGUCCUCGGAAAUUUCUGCUACCGACCACUACCAACCCCUUGCGACCACCGACCACUACCAACCCCUUGCGACCCCCGACCACUACCAACCCCUUGCAGCCUGCCACAGCCACCUUAGCUCCAGGGCGGAGCAUAGCCAAGUCUCUACCAACAAAUGAUGAUUACAUCUCGGCGUUCCCUUCUCCACCGGAAUGCGGCAUCAGCAAGGCUAGUUUUGGAAGAAUAGUUGGUGGGGUGGACGCUAAACUUGGUGACCUACCAUGGAUGGCGCUGCUAGGCUACGAGGUUAGGUCAUCUCCCACAAGCUGGCUGUGCGGCGGAUCUCUGCUCAGCCGCCAUCACGUCAUCACCGCCGCGCACUGCAUACACAAUCAGGAGACUGCCUUGUACGUGGUUCGCCUGGGAGAGCUAGACCUCGCUCGGGAAGACGAAGGCGCUACCCCGGUGGAUAUCCUAAUCAAGAGCAUGACAAAGCAUGAGCGAUACGAUCCCAAGUCGUAUGAAAAUGACAUCGGUUUGCUGAUGCUGCAAAACGACGUGCAGUAUUCCGAAUUGAUUAAGCCGAUUUGUAUCCCCGCGGCCAGCAGACUGCGGUCUGAGGACUUCAUCGACUGGAUGCCUCUAGUUGCUGGGUGGGGCAAGUUGAGCGCCCGUGGGGCAAAAGCGACACACCUACAAGUAUUGCAGCUACCAGUAUUAUCAAACAACGUGUGCCUGCAAAGCUACUCGCAGUACGAGGACCAAGUGAUCGACGAGCGAGUCAUCUGCGCGGGAUACACCACGGGCGGGAAGGACUCCUGCAGCGGCGACAGCGGCGGCCCUUUGAUGCAACCCAUCCCUGUUAACCUGACAUCAAUCUACUAUCAAAUCGGAGUCGUAUCGUUUGGACCACGAGACUGUGCGAGGCCCGGCUUGCCCGGCAUCUACACCAGGGUCACCAGCUUCAUACCUUGGCUGCAAAGAUAUGUGCUAGGAUCUCCUUAACCACGCUUCAAACUCAAGCCACAGAUGUAUUAGCACUGAUCAAGCUAGAUAGAUAAUGCACUAAAAAUCGGUCAAGUGCAAGUUUCUUUUGCCACGGCCAGACUAGA